CAACUCUGGGGUGGAAUGGCUAGAAACAGCUGCAUAUAACAGAGUCCAGGACAGCUUGAAUGAGCCCAAGAUGCGUCCAGCUCUGGGGUGGAGCUGCUGGGCCCCAGGCCCACCAUGCCCACCCCGGACUGGCUGGGCCUGUGUGUGAACGCAGGGGCAGCCGCCUUGGGCCUGCCAGUGGCCGGUGCUGCCCUGUUCCGCCUGGCCCGGCUCCCUCCAAGCCCCAGCCGCAUCUACCGCCUGCACCUGCUGCUGGCCGACCUGGCGCUGGGUCUCUGCUUACCCCUGCGUGCCCUGGAAGCCGCCUGGCCUGGCUGGGCCCCGCCGGGCCCCCUGUGCCCCCUGGCCACCCUUGGACACCUGGGUUCCCUCUACGCCGCUGCCUGCUUCUCAGCCGCGCUCAGCGCUGGGCGCUGCCUGGGCGCCGUCUACCCACUGCUGUACCGGCGCUACCGUCAGCCCCGCUACUCCUGCUUCAUCUGUGGGGGGCUCUGGGGGGUUGUGGGGGCCCAUGGUCUAGCCCUGGUGGCCCUCGAGACCCCCUCCACCUCCAAUGGGACCCUGGCCUCAGUUUGCCCUUCUGUGCUGCGCUUGGGCCUGCGCCUGGAGCUGUCCAUGCUGCUGUACUUCGUGCCGCUGGUGCUGGCAGCUUUCUGCACAGCUGGCUGCCUCCAGGCCCUGGCACGGUCCCGCCUGGGCCGGCGCCGUAAGCUGCGGGCCGCCCGCGUAGCGCUGGCCUCACUGGCCCUGCUGCUAGUCGCCUCGGGCCCCCACAAUGUGGCACACGUGGUGGGCUUUGCCCAGGGCCAGGAUGUGGCCUGGCGCCACCUGGCGUUGCUGCCCGCCGCUGCCACUGCUGUGCUGGACCCACUGUUGUGCCCAGCCAGGCUGUGCCUCAGUUUCCCUCCUUCUCUCCCAGGCAACAACUUGAAGCUAAAGGCUGUGGAGGGAGGCUCCGUGUGGGCGCUGUGCUCCGUGGACAGCAGCCCCCCAGCCCAGCUGACCUGGGGGUUCGGGGGCCGUGACCUCAACACCUCCCAGCUUGGAGCGGGGGGCAGUGAGGGCAUCCUGCAGCUGUUGAAACUCCACCCCGAGCACGCCGGGAACUACCAGUGCCAGGCCACCAAUGACCUUGGGGGCACCCAGUGGGGCUUCCAGCUGGUGGUGGAGUACAGCCCCCGCCCAGCUGCUGGCCCUGAUCCCGGCCUGUGGUGCAAGCACGAGCCUGGGGGACCGCGCUGCCACUGCUCCCUGCGGGCAGAGCCCCCGGCCCAGCUGCACUGGGAAGUGAAUGGGGCCACAGUGCCUGGUAAAGACCACCAGACCAAGGGGAACUGCACGGACAGUGCCAUGCACUGGGAGGGACCUGGGGACUCCAUCGUCGUCUGCAUUGGAUCCAACUACCUCGGCUCCUACGCGCUGCAGGGGUCCGUCCACACCCUGGCUGCAGAGGGAUCCUCCAGGCUGCUGGGUCUGGGUGCAACGAUAGGGGCUGGUGCCUUCCUCCUGCUCCUCCUCAUCAUCAUCACAGCCCUCCUGCUCUGGGGCUGGCGAUUAACUGCCCCGCAGGGGAGCAAGAAGCCCCCAGACCCCGGGGAGGCCCAGGCCGAUGACAUCAACCUAGUCUACAGCAAUGUCCCCACCAGGGGCCCCCCCAACCCAGCAGCCCCCCUGGACUCCCACAGCCAGGACGAAACCCCCUACGCCAACAUUGACUUCUCCCGCCUGCCGGCCCCCAGCACCCCCUGCGACCCCCCAGCCACUGAGUAUGCCCAGAUUCGCUGCAUGGACCCACCCCCCGGUCGGGCGUGAGGGACAUCAUCGGGGCAGUUGGGGGAGGGGCUGGGGGUCAGGAAUGAGGGGCACCAGCAGGGCCAGAUGGGGCAGGGGGCACCAUUCCCAUAGGGCUGGGGUUGGGAGUGAGGGGCACCCGCCCCCUUGGGCUGGGGGGCAAGUGGCCAGGGAGAUGGGAGUCCAGCCCCCUGCAGAUCCUUAUAUGGGAAAGGGGGUGGGGCUUGGUCUGGUCCUGGUGCAUUGUGGGAUACCUGCCCCAGUGCCUUGUAGGUAGUAGGGGGUCCAACACGCCCCCCUGUCCUAUCUACUUGGGCCUGAUGCAUUGUGGGUAACUGGCCUCCCUUGACCUUUACCCUGAAGCUUGUGCAUGGUGGGAACCUCCCCCACCAGCUGCCCCAGGGCAUUGUAGGAAGGCAUCCCCUGGGGCCCAGGGUAUUGUGGGUAAGACCUGGGAUGCCCCUGCCCUUGCCUUUGGGGGCUCUAGGCUGGUGCCUCGUGGGCAGAUAUUGAUCCCUGAGUCCUCCAGAAGCCUGGCGAGGUAUCCCAGCAUGCUUUGCAUUGGCCCCAGGCUUGGGAGGGGGGCUCCUUACAAUACAAUGUGUUGGUAUUUUGUGGCGUGAACGACCCAAAAAUGCAAUAAAAAACCCAAGAAAAUGCCCCCAA
Alligator sinensis (Chinese alligator) is the source of this 2457-nucleotide messenger RNA. RefSeq names its product free fatty acid receptor 1 (gene FFAR1). Gene Ontology annotation, cellular component: plasma membrane. NCBI's taxonomy places the organism in Eukaryota, Metazoa, Chordata, Crocodylia, Alligatoridae. Gene Ontology annotation, molecular function: bioactive lipid receptor activity. The transcript is spliced from 7 exons. The record is from RefSeq and is a predicted model, not a curated record. Gene Ontology annotation, biological process: G protein-coupled receptor signaling pathway; positive regulation of calcium ion transport; positive regulation of cytosolic calcium ion concentration. Bases 115 to 1812 code for a protein of 565 amino acids.